ACAAUCAUGAGGACACUUCUUUGCUUGUUCUUGACAUUCAUCAUAUCAAAAACACAAUCUGAACGUGUGGGCAAUCUUGUCCUGCUGAAAGACGCGGUGAAGGACGGAGCAGUGUGUCUAGAUGGUUCAGCAGCCGGUUAUUUCAUCGACAGGACGCCAUCCAAGCGUUGGAUAAUACACCUAGAGGGUGGAGGCUGGUGCUACAGCGAGGGCGACUGCUACAAUCGCAGUUUCAUCGAUUUAGGCUCAUCAAAAAAUUGGCAAACAAAAUUCGAAUUGGCAGGAUUUCUCAACAAUGACCCGGAUGUGAAUCCAAAUUUUGCCAACUAUACGGUUGUCUUUGUUCCGUAUUGUGAUGGAGCUUCAUUCUCUGGCAAUAGAGAUGAACCCGUUGUUGUCAAUGGUCGAAAAAUAUAUUUUCGUGGUCAUCGAAUUCUUACUGCUCUUGUCGAUGCUCUCAUAGAGAACGAAGGUUUGAAAGAAGCCGAGGCUAUCAUCCUCACUGGCUGCUCUGCAGGCGGACUGGCCACAUUUCUACACUUGGACUAUGUUCGAUCGAGGUUUCCUUACAGUGACGUUCAUGGGCUGGCUGAUGCUGGAUACUUCGUUGAUGCACCCAAUGUAAACAGAGACAUGCAUGCCAGACGGCAAUUUCAAUAUAUCUUCCAUAUGCAAAACUGUAGUGAAGGUGUCAACCGCGACUGUUUUGAGUCGAAUGAGAUUGAUGGUUGGCAGUGUUUCAUGGCUCAAUACACGUACCCAUAUAUCCAGACACCGAUAUUUGUGCUCAACUCUCUAUACGACACAUGGCAAUUAGGAAAUAUAUUACAACUUGGUUGUAAUCCUCCAGACUGUAAUAACACUCGGAUGUUGGAAUUUUUUGCUUGGCGAACGACGUUUCUGAAUGCAUUGAAACCGGUGAUUCAAUGGGGUCAAAAUGGAGUAUUUGCUGAUGCUUGUCUUCAGCAUUGCCAGAGUGUAAAUGAUAUUCCAUGGUCAAGAAUCAAAGUCUGGGGUCAGAAUGCUCAUGACAUGUUUAGCGAUUGGUACAUAAACAAAAGAGGGACAAGGACAGGCAUUGAUGGUGUCUAUCCUAACAAUCCAACAUGUGGUGAUAAUGACUAAUUAAUUACAAGCAGCAUGCAAGGACAAGUUUGUGGUAUCUGAUAGUGGUAAAAUUGUGCGCAUGCGUAUGAAUUGUGAUUAUGUAAUGGAACUAUUGGACCCCUGCUGUCAGUGUGGUGAACCCAAGUUCUCUUAAAAUAGUUUCCUUCAGGCUUGUUUUUUUGACUCGAA
Corticium candelabrum is the source of this 1296-nucleotide messenger RNA. RefSeq lists its product as uncharacterized. The record is from RefSeq and is a predicted model, not a curated record. Gene Ontology annotation, molecular function: hydrolase activity. Lineage: Eukaryota; Metazoa; Porifera; Homoscleromorpha; Homosclerophorida; Plakinidae. The coding region runs from base 7 to 1125 and encodes 372 amino acids. The transcript has a single exon.